This is a messenger RNA of Indicator indicator, 2988 nucleotides long. It is a transcript of the gene EPHB2, whose product is annotated as EPH receptor B2. Gene Ontology annotation, molecular function: protein binding; ATP binding; transmembrane-ephrin receptor activity. NCBI's taxonomy places the organism in Eukaryota, Metazoa, Chordata, Aves, Piciformes, Indicatoridae. Gene Ontology annotation, biological process: angiogenesis; cell surface receptor protein tyrosine kinase signaling pathway; central nervous system projection neuron axonogenesis. The transcript is spliced from 16 exons. The record is from RefSeq and is a predicted model, not a curated record. Gene Ontology annotation, cellular component: plasma membrane; neuron projection. Bases 1 to 2988 code for a protein of 995 amino acids.
AUGCCCGGCCCGGCGCGCACCAUGGGGCUGCUGUGGCUCUGCUGCCUGCCCCUCGCCCUGCUGCCCCUGCUCGCCGCCGUGGAAGAGACUCUGAUGGACUCCACCACAGCCACGGCCGAGCUGGGCUGGACAGUGCAUCCUCCUUCAGGGUGGGAGGAGGUGAGUGGCUACGACGAGAACAUGAACACCAUCCGCACCUACCAGGUGUGCAACGUCUUCGAGUCCAGCCAGAACAACUGGCUGCGCACCAACUACAUCCGGCGGCGCGGUGCCCACCGCAUCCACGUUGAGAUGAAGUUCUCCGUCCGUGACUGCAGCAGCAUCCCCAAUGUCCCCGGAUCCUGCAAGGAGACCUUCAACCUUUACUACUUCGAGUCGGACUUUGACUCGGCCACCAAGACUUUCCCUAACUGGAUGGAGAACCCCUGGAUGAAGGUGGACACCAUCGCCGCCGACGAGAGCUUCUCGCAGGUGGACCUCGGCGGCCGGGUGAUGAAGAUCAACACCGAGGUGCGCAGCUUUGGGCCCGUCUCCAGGAACGGCUUCUACUUGGCCUUCCAGGACUACGGCGGCUGCAUGUCCCUGAUCGCCGUCCGCGUCUUCUACCGCAAGUGCCCCCGGGUCAUCCAGAACGGCGCCGUCUUCCAGGAGACCCUCUCGGGCGCGGAGAGCACCUCGCUGGUGGCGGCCCGGGGCACCUGCAUCGCCAACGCCGAGGAGGUGGAUGUGCCGAUCAAGCUGUACUGCAACGGCGAUGGCGAGUGGCUGGUGCCCAUCGGGCGCUGCAUGUGCCGGGCAGGCUACGAGUCAGCGGAGAACGGAACUGUCUGCAGAGGCUGCCCAUCAGGGACCUUCAAGGCCAGCCAAGGGGACGAGGGCUGUGUCCACUGCCCGAUUAACAGCAGGACAACCUCGGAGGGAGCCACCAACUGCGUGUGCCGGAACGGCUACUACCGGGCGGACGCCGACCCCCUCGACAUGCCCUGCACCACCAUCCCCUCGGCGCCCCAGGCCGUCAUCUCCAGCGUCAACGAGACGUCGCUGAUGCUGGAGUGGAGCCCUCCGCGGGACGCGGGGGGCCGGGAGGACCUGGUGUACAACAUCAUCUGCAAGAGCUGCGGCUCGGGCCGGGGCGCCUGCACGCGCUGCGGCGACAACGUGCAGUUCGCCCCCCGGCAGCUGGGGCUGGCCGAGCCCCGCGUCUACAUCAGCGACCUGCUGGCACACACCCAGUACACCUUCGAGAUCCAGGCCGUCAACGGCGUCACCGACCAGAGCCCCUUCUCCCCGCACUUCGCCUCCGUCAACAUCACCACCAACCAGGCUGCUCCUUCGGCUGUGUCCAUCAUGCACCAAGUCAGCCGCACCGUGGACAGCAUCACUCUCUCCUGGUCUCAGCCUGACCAACCCAACGGAGUCAUCCUGGACUAUGAGCUGCAAUACUAUGAGAAGGGUCUGAGCGAGCUGAACUCGACAGCAGUGAAGAGCCCAACCAACACGGUGGCAGUGCAGAACCUGAAGGCUGGCACCAUCUACGUGUUCCAGGUGCGGGCGCGGACGGUGGCCGGGUACGGGCGCUACAGCGGCAAGAUGUACUUCCAGACCAUGACUGAGGCCGAGUACCAGACCAGCGUGCAGGAGAAGCUGCCGCUCAUCAUCGGCUCCUCGGCAGCCGGCCUGGUGUUCCUCAUCGCCGUGGUCGUCAUCGCCAUCGUCUGCAACAGAAGACGUGGCUUCGAGCGAGCCGACUCCGAGUACACCGACAAGCUGCAGCACUACACCAGCGGCCACAUGACCCCAGGGAUGAAGAUCUACAUCGACCCUUUCACCUAUGAGGAUCCCAACGAGGCUGUCAGGGAGUUUGCAAAGGAAAUUGACAUCUCCUGUGUCAAAAUCGAGCAGGUGAUCGGUGCAGGGGAGUUUGGGGAGGUGUGCAGUGGACACCUGAAGCUUCCUGGCAAAAGAGAGAUCUUCGUGGCCAUCAAGACCCUGAAGUCAGGCUACACAGAGAAGCAGAGGAGAGACUUCCUGAGUGAGGCCAGCAUCAUGGGGCAGUUUGACCACCCCAAUGUCAUCCACCUGGAGGGGGUGGUGACCAAGAGCUCCCCAGUCAUGAUCAUCACUGAGUUCAUGGAGAAUGGCUCACUGGACUCCUUCCUGCGGCAAAACGACGGGCAGUUCACAGUGAUCCAGCUGGUGGGCAUGCUGCGGGGCAUCGCGGCGGGCAUGAAGUACCUGGCAGACAUGAACUACGUGCACAGGGACCUGGCUGCCCGCAACAUCCUGGUGAACAGCAACCUGGUCUGCAAGGUCUCUGACUUCGGCCUCUCCCGCUUCCUGGAGGACGACACCUCGGACCCCACCUACACCAGCGCCCUGGGGGGGAAGAUCCCCAUCCGCUGGACAGCCCCCGAGGCCAUCCAGUACCGCAAGUUCACUUCUGCCAGUGACGUCUGGAGCUACGGCAUCGUCAUGUGGGAGGUGAUGUCCUAUGGAGAGAGGCCCUACUGGGACAUGACCAACCAGGACGUGAUCAAUGCCAUCGAGCAGGACUACAGACUGCCCCCCCCCAUGGACUGCCCCAACGCCCUGCACCAGCUGAUGCUCGACUGCUGGCAGAAGGAUCGCAACCACAGGCCCAAGUUUGGGCAGAUUGUCAACACCUUGGAUAAGAUGAUCAGAAACCCCAACAGCCUGAAAGCCAUGGCCCCUCUCUCCUCUGGGAUGAACCUGCCCCUGCUGGACCGCACAGUCCCAGACUACAGCAGCUUCAACACUGUGGAUGAGUGGCUGGAUGCCAUCAAGAUGAGCCAGUACAAGGAGAGCUUUGCCAGUGCUGGCUUCACCACCUUCGACAUAGUGUCUCAGAUGACUGUAGAGGACAUCCUACGAGUGGGGGUCACUUUAGCAGGACAUCAGAAGAAGAUUCUGAACAGUAUCCAGGUGAUGAGAGCACAGAUGAACCAAAUUCAGUCUGUGGAGGUUUGA